AAUAAACUGCAGCGACUGCGAGCCGAGGGGCUGGUGGAGCGCCUUGGGGCGCAGUGAGGGCACCCGCGAGCCCAGGGCGAAGAGUCCAACAGACUGCGCUCUGGGAGCCUUACAGAUGGGCAGCAGGACUACAGAAUAGUACCCCUAAAUGGAGAGAGAUUACAGGGCUGAUCAGAAAGGAUGAGAAACAAGAAAGAUACUCUUUAUUUCUGAAAGAGGACGUCCUCCAAUUCUUCCCUCACCUUCCCUGUUGCUAUGGAGACCACCAAUGGGGCUGAGACCUGGCAUGAGAGCCUGCACGCUGUGCUGAAGGCUUUAAAUGCCACUCUUCACAGCAACUUGCUCUGCCGGCGGGGGCCAGACAACCUGACUGAGGAGAAGCGGGCCAGCCUGCCUGGCCGCAAUGAUAACUCCUACAUGUACAUCCUCUUCGUCAUGUUCCUCUUUGCUGCCACUGUGGGCAGUCUCAUCCUCGGAUACACCCGCUCUCGCAAAGUGGACAAGCGCAGCGACCCCUAUCACGUGUACAUCAAGAACCGUGUGUCUAUGCUCUGAUGCUAAGAGGCCGGGAAUAGCAGAAGAUCAAGACACCUGACGAUUAUCUUCUGGGGCCUCCAGGACUCAGCUAGGGGCCAUAUCCAGCCUCUGUGUCCUUAUCUGUAAGACUAACAAGAAACAGUGCUAAGGGAGGUCAUUGUCAGGGUGGGAAGAGAAGAUCUGAUGGACCUGGGCCUUGUGGAUAAGGAUUUUUUCCAGCAAAGAUAGACUUUCUAGCCUGUGGGAGCCCUCUGAACAAAUACAUAGACACAGCAACAUAUAAUAAAAAGUGAGUGGCCUAGUUGCCAGAGUGUUGGGGGCUAGGAGUUCAAGGAAGGAGAAGAGGAAGUCAUAGCAAAGGGAAAUGAGAUAGGAAAAUACCCUGAGGACACAGUUUUUUGAUGUGUUAUGGUGAUGAUUAUCCCAUAUCACAGAUAGGAAAUCUAAAUUAUAAGCUUUAUCACAGUUGUUCACA
Messenger RNA from Capra hircus (goat), 1012 nucleotides. RefSeq names its product potassium voltage-gated channel subfamily E member 3-like. The transcript has a single exon. The record is from RefSeq and is a predicted model, not a curated record. Gene Ontology annotation, molecular function: transmembrane transporter binding; potassium channel regulator activity; voltage-gated potassium channel activity involved in ventricular cardiac muscle cell action potential repolarization. Lineage: Eukaryota; Metazoa; Chordata; Mammalia; Artiodactyla; Bovidae. Gene Ontology annotation, biological process: negative regulation of delayed rectifier potassium channel activity; regulation of heart rate by cardiac conduction; regulation of ventricular cardiac muscle cell membrane repolarization. Gene Ontology annotation, cellular component: membrane. The coding region runs from base 256 to 555 and encodes 99 amino acids.